Messenger RNA from Gracilinanus agilis (Agile Gracile Mouse Opossum), 2651 nucleotides. RefSeq names its product zinc finger protein 326 (gene ZNF326). The transcript is spliced from 13 exons. Gene Ontology annotation, biological process: regulation of DNA-templated transcription elongation. Gene Ontology annotation, cellular component: DBIRD complex; nucleus. Lineage: Eukaryota; Metazoa; Chordata; Mammalia; Didelphimorphia; Didelphidae. Gene Ontology annotation, molecular function: DNA binding. The coding region runs from base 137 to 1702 and encodes 521 amino acids. The record is from RefSeq and is a predicted model, not a curated record.
GACUCCUGCCCCCCUCCCAGCCUCAUUGUCGCGGGAGGCGCCCGAGGUGCGAGUAAGCGCUUCAGCCGCUGGAACAGCAGCCGAAGUCGAAGCCACUGCUUGGGGUCCCUCGGCCCGAGGCACCCUCCCUCCCGCCAUGGACUACGACGAAGGAAUAGAUCGGGAUUAUGGCCAUGGAUCUUAUGGAGGAAUGGAUCGAGACUAUGGCCAUGGCUCCUAUGGGGGUCCAAGAUCCAUGGACUCCUACCUAAACCAGUCAUAUGACAUGGACAGUUACAGUGGUGGUGGUGGGGGUAGCAGUGGGGGGAGUAACAGGUUUGGACCUUAUGAGUCUGACGACUCCGGGUCUUCUCUGGGUGGGCGAGAUCUGUACAGAUCUGGCUAUGGUUUUAAUGAACCCGAACAAAGCCGCUUCGGAGGUAGUUAUGGUGGUCGAUUUGAGAGCUCCUACCGGAAUAGCCUUGACUCUUUCGGAGGUAGAAACCAGGGCGGGUCUAGCUGGGAAGCACCUUACUCCCGUUCAAAAUUGAGGCCUGGGUUUAUGGAGGACAGAGAAAGAGAGAGUUACUCUUCCUACAGCAGUUUUUCUUCACCCCAUAUGAAGCCUGCACCUGUAGGCUCUCGGGGGAGAGGAACGCCUGCUUAUCCUGAAAGUACGUUUGGAAGCAGAAACUAUGAUGCUUUUGGAGGACCAUCAACAGGCAGAGGCCGAGGCCGAGGACAUAUGGGUGAUUUCGGAGGCAUGCAUAGACCUGGAAUUGUUGUAGAUUAUCAUAACAAACCCAGUAAGAGGAAUGCUGCAAGAGGAAUCAAGAGAAAAUCGAUGCAGCCAUGUAGUAAGCCUGGAGGGACAUUUAUCAAGAAAUUCAAACUGACAAAACUGAUUGAGAAGAUAAACCAGAAAAAAACACCCACUAAAAUGGAUCCUAAAAGUGAAGAAGAAAAGCGACGAAUUGAAAUUCGAAGAGAGAAACAAAGGCGGAGAAGAGAGAAGAUCAGUGAAAAGUAUGGCGAUGAGUACAGGAUGGCAUUCACAUGUUCAUUUUGUAAAUUCCGAACAUUUGAAGAAAAAGAAAUUGAAGUUCAUCUGGAAAGUCCUUCUCACCAAGAAACCUUAGAUCAUAUUCAGAAACAAACCAAAUUUAACAAAGUUGUUAUGGAAUUUUUGCAUGAAUGUAUGGUGAGUAAAUUCAAGAAAACAUCGAUGCGUAAACAACAGUCAAAUAAUGAUGCAGAAAGUGUUAAAGUAAUUGAGAAAGAUAUAAUGGAAGGGGUUACUGCAGAAGACCACAUGAUGAAAGUAGAGACUGUGCACUGUAGUGCUUGUGGUGUAUAUCUACCUGCCUUACACAGUUCGGUUCAGCAGCACUUAAAAUCUCCUGACCAUGCCAAGGGGAAACACGCCUAUAGGGAACAAAUAAAAAGAGAGAGUGUCUUAACUGCUACAAGCAUCUUGAAUAAUCCCAUUGUAAAAGCGCGAUAUGACCUUUAUGUUAAGGGUAAGAAUCCUUUUGAGGCCGAAGAUGAAAGUCAGGAACAACAAGGAGAAGAAUGUGAUGAGGAGGAAGAAAAGAUUGAUGAGCUUGUGGAGGAAGAAGAGGAAGAAGAAGAAGAAGAGGAAGAAGAAAAGGAGGAAGAAGAAGAGGAGGAAGGCACUGAAGAACAAGCUGACUUCAGUGUUGAACAGCCUGAAGAAAACUAAAUACAUAAGGAAUUAGAUGUAGCAACUUUUAAUUUUUAUCCUUAAAUUGGCUAAGUGGAAGACUUUUUAAAUAGUAUAAAAAUAUGAGUUGUUUAACACCCUGUGCAUGCAUUCCAUGAUCUUGAAAUUUGUUUAUAUGAAUUCAAAAUGUUUUGGAUUUGUUUUACAAAAAUGAAGGUAAGACUAUUUUAGUAAGGCUUUUUAUAGCUAUCAAACUUAGACCUGGUAAAUUGUUUGUAUAAUUUUUAAACCUUCUUUUUACUUUAUUGAUGUUGAGGCGGAGAAGUGUAGUAACUGUAUGUCUAUUCUGAUCAUUUUAACUAACUGAAAUGCUGCUCAUGGGAGUAAAUAUUCAGAAAGCAUAAACUUUUUGAAUAAUUACCCCUCAGAGAGAUGAAUGGGCCAGAACUUUUUGCUUUAAGUAUGGCUAUUUUCGGGCUGCAUUGCUCAUUGUAUGCUAGUUUGUGUUAGGGUAUACACUUCAUAGCUUUUUUGUGACUAUGUAUCAAUUUGUAGCAAUAAAUAUUUUAUAGAAACAUUUUUCCCUGAAGUAACAAUUUAAAAUCAAAUUGAAUUUAGCAAUGGAGUAUUUUUAAAAAUCAGGAUUGUGUAGUUUCAGUUUUCAGAUAUUUAAAAAAAGGUGGAGAGAACUUUAGUUAUUUGUCUUGAUAAUCAGAUUUUUGACAAGUAUAGCUUUUUCCAAAUUUAUUUUAACCAACAUAUAAAAUUGGUUUUGACUAUCUUGCUGAUCUGUUUAGACAUUUUUUAGAUUUUUUUUUCUGUGCCAAACCUUGAUUUCCUUUUGAUUAUAUGUUUGAAUACAGAAUUGUAUUAUACCUAUUGUGAGUUCCUUUGUCAUGCCUCUUACUGGCUGAGACAUUAAAAAUCAAACUGUCCUAUUUUAGUGAAUAUUGUCUCUUUGGAAUAAAUAAUCAUUAAGUUUAAAAAA